Messenger RNA from Cimex lectularius (bed bug), 270 nucleotides. RefSeq lists its product as uncharacterized. The annotation marks the transcript as partial. Lineage: Eukaryota; Metazoa; Arthropoda; Insecta; Hemiptera; Cimicidae. The transcript is spliced from 3 exons. The record is from RefSeq and is a predicted model, not a curated record.
UAUGUCGAACAACGGGCGGCGAAUUUCACAAAAACUGAGGAGAAUAUUUUGUUAGACCUAGUUCGGAAAUAUGUCCUCAUUGUGGAACACAAAAAGGCAGACGCCGUAAGUGCCAAACAAAAGGCAGACUGUUGGCAACAGAUUACAGAAAGUGGGCCACCACUUCCAGCUGACGACAGUCAGGACAAAGUAUUAAUGGAUAUACUGGGUACCCAGUUAACUGGUUUCCAAAGCCAGUACGAUGAUGAUAAGAUAAGAUAUUCUCUGUAA